GAAAGUUGCAGUAUUUUGUGGAAUUUGUGCAAAAAGACGUGAAAGGUAAACGAUAGUGAUUUGUUUAGAUUUGAGUUAGUACAAAAGCCAUACAGCAUUUGCAUUCAAUUAGUGUUUACGGUAAUAUUAAAAAGUAUAAUUUUCAAUUAGUUCAAAAACUAGUGGAGAAUUGAUUUGCGGUGGCCAGCAGAGCUCAGAGCAAUCAUGGUUACAAUUGGCGAAGCCUUUUCACCGGUCGAUGGGAUUGUUUAUUCAACUAGUGAUGUCAAGGUUAAAAUUGGGAACAAUAUCAUUACUUCCGUCGGAGAGUUGCAUCUUACGGAAUGUUCAUUGAUCUGGAGUUGUGAGGAACGGAACAGUAGCAUUUCAAUUCCGUGGCCCCGCGUUGGUGUACAGGCAAUCACUUCAAACCCAGACAAGUGUAUCUACCUAAUGCUGGAUAUCAACCUGACAUGGCCGGGGUUCUAUGAAGGCCGAGCGCAAAACAACGGCCAUGGUCCGGGAGAGGGGGAAGGCGAGGAAGACGAAAAUGAUGAAGGCCACGAGUCGGACGGAUCCGAGACUGAAAUGACUGAAAUGUGGUUGCUUCCUCCUACGCCGCAAAUUGUAGACGAGAUCUACAGUGCAAUGAGGGAAUGCCAGAGUUUAAAUCCAGACCCGGGUGCAGUAAGUGAAGACGAAGACUAUAUGGAAGCGGAAGAAGAUGAGCUCGGAGAAGUAGACGAUAUGCGGAAUCUUCAAUUGGACGAUAACCGUGAUUGUAAUUGCAGACGAGGAUAAAUUUGCCGACGCAGAGGAAUAAGUCGCGGCUUCGUUCUCAGUUCUCUAAAAUUAUGUUUGUUCAAAUGCGGAGGCAUCAACGCAUUACAAUUUCUUCAAGGAUGCUGCUGGGAUGGAUCAACCGCAAUGCGGAUUGACAUAAUUGUGUUAGGUUUAUGAAACAAUUCCAUGUUAAUCGACACGAAUCUGAAUAAUGUGAACACUGAAUAAUUUAAAAAUAAAGCCAUGAAGUGUAUACAACUAA
This is a messenger RNA of Armigeres subalbatus, 1024 nucleotides long. RefSeq names its product methylosome subunit pICln (gene icln). Lineage: Eukaryota; Metazoa; Arthropoda; Insecta; Diptera; Culicidae. Gene Ontology annotation, cellular component: cytosol; pICln-Sm protein complex; spliceosomal complex. The transcript is spliced from 3 exons. Bases 205 to 780 code for a protein of 191 amino acids. The record is from RefSeq and is a predicted model, not a curated record. Gene Ontology annotation, biological process: spliceosomal snRNP assembly; mRNA cis splicing, via spliceosome.